AUGGUUUCGUUCGUUACCAAGCAGCGCACAUCACUGGAUACGAACUACGUCUGUAAUGACGACAUAUGGUCACGAUCACGAUCAGCUUGUGUUACCCGGACAUUGGUGAAACCGAGUAAGCCAAACCGGGAGAGUCCAGCUGGGUGCAUCACGACGAACGGGGCAUGGUCUGAUCUGUCACAUGGUCUGACCACUGCCGAACCAACCAACCGGACAAAGCACAAGCAAAGGCAACAGCACAGGAAAAAGAAAAGAAGUAAACAAGUAAACAACAACCACAAACAAACAAACAAACAAACCACAAAGACAAGUUUUUCGCGUUCUGGCGUCUCGAGCGUCCUACGCUUAUCGCUGAGCCCAAUUGCUCUCCUAUUGCCUGCUUCUGCGCCCCUUCCCUCCCCGACCCCUGCGGGCGUCCCGUUCCUCGCAAAAUACUGGCACACACAGCACUUCACACAGAAAAAAGGAAAGGGGCAGACACACACACACACAGAGAACGCUGCGCUCUGUUCUUCUCUCACACUCUUCCCAAGGUUGCUAAAUUUAGCAACAAUAUCUCCCGAAAUGCACAAAAACCCAAAAAACAAAAUUUUAAAUUUUGUCGUCAUUCCCUUCUUCUCCGCUGUUUUCACAAAGCUUUUUCACUUCGCUUUUGUGUCUCUGCUCUGCUCCCACCCCCUUCUGGCCCGUAGCCGGAAAACAUCCCAGAUCUGGUAA
Molecule: messenger RNA, 717 nt
Organism: Vanderwaltozyma polyspora DSM 70294
Lineage: Eukaryota; Fungi; Ascomycota; Saccharomycetes; Saccharomycetales; Saccharomycetaceae
Exons: 1
Coding region: 1-717 (238 amino acids)
Source: RefSeq, a predicted model, not a curated record